This is a messenger RNA of Lolium perenne, 702 nucleotides long. RefSeq lists its product as uncharacterized. NCBI's taxonomy places the organism in Eukaryota, Viridiplantae, Streptophyta, Magnoliopsida, Poales, Poaceae. The record is from RefSeq and is a predicted model, not a curated record.
CGCGCAACACCUCUCUCUGUCCUUGUCCAUUUUUUUACCCAGUUUCUGCACCCACCGGAGAACAAGAAUUCGAUCCCAUUCCAAUUCCACCCACUUGCGCGGCGAAUUUCACCGCCGAUUCGGCGGACAGCGAUGGCCUCUUUCGCCGACGAGAGCUUUCCGCCGCUGACGCCGAUCAAGACGGCGCCUUCUGCGCCCCCUUCGCCGUCCGCCGCUGAUGCCGCCUCGGCCGCUCCAUCCCAGGCGACGUCGACGACCACCACGCUAGAGUCGGCAGCAGAGGAGAAGACGACGAAGCCGGUGUUGGAGAAUCAGAAGGAGCCGGCGACGCCCACGUCGGAGGAGAGCAGGCUCCGGACGCCCGAGGUGUGCCCUCCGGCGCCGGUGCCUCGUCUGCCGUCCGUGAAGCGGAAGUCGCGGCCUACUUCUACGACGACGACGACAGCGGGGGCGUACUUCGUCGUCCCGCGAGACCUCUCCGCCGUGUUCCGGACCAUGCCGCCAGAGAAGCGGAUCCGGGCGUCCUGAUUAAUUCUGCUGUUGCUGCGAUCUGGCAGACUGCCACCAGCCGGCCGGAGAUCGGUUCGGUUGAUUAAUUUCUUGUAUAAUUCUUCUAGUUCCGGGUUCGUCUGUUGUAGUCCUAGAUGGCUAGAUUAGGACGCACCGAAGUUUAUGCUUUGCGAAGGUCGAUCUGUUCGAUCA